UCUUAAAAUCAUUUAGUUAAAAGUCGAAGGGUCCUCUUUAGUUCCCGCUCUCAUCUACUGUUUUGCACAUAGCUUGUUCCACGGCACAUAGAAGUCACAAGUCCUCAACAUGUCGCAACAUUUCUACAUUGAGAACCGCAACGUCGGCAAUCAGGCCGAAAGCGAGGAUUGGCGCAUUCGCGGCUACAACCCGCUGACCCCUCCCGACCUGCUCCAACAUGAGAUCCCCCAGACCGCUGAAUCGAAACAAACCGUCAUCAAUGGCCGCAAGGAGGUGGUCGCCGUUGUCAAUGGCACCGACGAGAAGGAGAGGUUACUAGUAGUCAUCGGUCCCUGCUCCAUCCACGAUCCCAAGGCCGCACUCGAGUACUGCGAUCUACUGCUCAAGGAGAAGGAGAAGCACAAGGAUGAGCUGUUGAUCGUCAUGCGAUCCUACCUCGAAAAGCCCCGGACGACCGUUGGCUGGAAGGGCCUGAUCAACGACCCCGAUAUCGACAACAGCUUCCAGAUCAACAAGGGCUUGCGCCUGAGCAGACAGUUGUUCGUCGACCUCACCUCCAAGGGCAUGCCCCUCGCCAGCGAGAUGUUGGAUACCAUCAGCCCGCAAUUCCUUGCCGAUCUGUUGAGUGUCGGCGCUGUCGGUGCUCGCACCACCGAAAGCCAGCUCCACCGCGAGUUGGCCAGUGGCCUCAGUUUCCCCGUAGGCUUCAAGAACGGCACUGACGGUACCCUGGGUGUUGCCAUUGAUGCUAUUGGCGCUGUCAGACAUCCCCAUCACUUCUUGUCCGUCACCAAGCCCGGUGUCGUUGCCAUCGUCGGAACCGUUGGCAACGAGGACUGCUUCGUCAUCCUCCGUGGCGGUACCAAGGGCACCAAUUACGAUGCGAAGAGCAUCGCCGAGGCCAAGGCUGCGCUGGAGAAGAGCGGCUUGCGCCAGCGCCUCAUGAUUGACUGCAGCCACGGCAACUCGAAUAAGAACCACAAGAACCAGCCCAAGGUCGCUGCGGAGAUUGCGCAACAACUUGAGAACGGUGAGACUGGUAUCAUGGGUGUCAUGAUUGAGAGCAACAUCAACGAGGGUAACCAGAAGGUGCCCGAGGAAGGCAAGUGCGGCCUCAAGUACGGUGUCAGUAUCACUGAUGCUUGUAUUGGCUGGGAAGAUACUGUCGCCACUCUCGACACGCUUGCGCAGGCCGUCAAAAAGAGGAGAGAAGUCCUGAGCAAGAACGCCACUGCCUAAGUCAUGCCAAUUCCUGGACUUGUUUGCUUUAUGGUUUAUGGGUCAUUUGAUAGGGGUUCACGAACCCUAAGUGAGGGAUACCGAAUAUAUACUGGCGCGGGGAUGGGAACACAAAAGUUGACAUUUCUGCAUGUGGUGUGUUUUGAUAAAGAGCGUGUAUUAAUGCAUCUUGGGAAAUGGCUGUCGAGACAAUAGAAGAUGGUAAAAGAUGGAGCGGGUCUGGAUCUCAAAACGAAACAAUUACCUUGAUUUCUUUCAGUGAUAAUCUCCAGGAUCGUCCAUGUUCGACUACAGUUUUGCGUUGCCUUUUGUUUGGAUGCGAUUGUGGUGAUGUGUUGGUGUGAAGCGUGAUAUCCGUGGUGACCAAAUCUGAGCUUCACCUGCGAUUACGGAGCCACGGCAUAGGUAUGUA
Neurospora tetrasperma FGSC 2508 is the source of this 1652-nucleotide messenger RNA. RefSeq names its product DAHP synthase. Gene Ontology annotation, cellular component: cytoplasm. Lineage: Eukaryota; Fungi; Ascomycota; Sordariomycetes; Sordariales; Sordariaceae. Gene Ontology annotation, molecular function: 3-deoxy-7-phosphoheptulonate synthase activity. The coding region runs from base 110 to 1240 and encodes 376 amino acids. The record is from RefSeq and is a predicted model, not a curated record. Gene Ontology annotation, biological process: aromatic amino acid biosynthetic process. The transcript is spliced from 4 exons.